GCAGCGUCCGGUACGCACGAAAAUCGAGUUUACUCGUAUGACGAUGUUUCCGUGAAAAAGUUGCGGUUUUCCGCAAAUUGGCUGAUGAAUUUUUUAAAAAUCUACUGAAAAUAUCCUCGUCUGGACGAGGUUCGUGAUUUGACGACAUUUUUCGAGGUAGAGCAAACGUCAUAGAAAGUGCAAGAUGUCUAGUUCAAUCAUCGUGGAACCUCGAGAUAAUGCGACGAAAAAAGAUGACACGUUAAUUAUUAUGGUUAACGAUGACGGAACAAUUUCUGUUGACGAAGAAACUUUACAAAAUUUAAUAAUGAACCAGGCGAAUGCAAAUGUUAGUGUUGUGAAGUUGGGUCAAACAGAAGGUGACGCUGAGAACGGCGAUAUUACAUUUACGGUUGAUCCGCCACGUUCUACAGUUACUUCAGAAAUAACCACAACGACAACAUCAUCAACAACAAAUACAGAAGGAACAGGACUCGUUGAUCCUUUCAUGGAAAUGGAUCCCGAACAAUUGGAAAGAUUAGAAACUGCUUUGCAGAGCGAAGAGGCGAAACAAAUUCUCGGCGAAAAUGUUACAGCGAUGUUAGACAUGCUGACUGUCGAAGAAAGACAAAACUCGUUGAAACACAGUAUCGAGUUGGAUCAUUGUUAUACAACUAGAUUAUCUCCGUCGGAACCAAAAGUUUCCGAUCCUUUACCACUUACAAUAUCGCCUGAAACGAUUCAAAAAUCACAUUCAGUGCCGACGACUCCAACAGUUCCUUCGCCGUCUGUGAGUCCCGCUUCUGCAAAUGCAGCUGGAAAUUUAAAAACUAAGAAAACUUUAACGGGACGGCCUAGAAGAAGUGCUGCUGCAUCUUUUAUAGGGACCCCUAAGACUGCCGGGACUGCAGCUUCCCGAAAUGCAAAUACUUAUCAAGAUAAAGGUGGCCAUAAAGCUGAUGAUGAUGCCGAGGAUGAUAAUUCAUCAAUGGAUAUGACAGAAUCUUCAGAAUCAGAUUCAUCUGACAAUGAUUCCGAUUUUGGACCUCGUGGACCACGAAGAGGUGGAGUGAGAGCAAGAGGAGGACGCAAGGGUCUUACAACAAGAGGUGGAAGUAUGACCGCUCGAAGACGAGGUUCAAACAAACGCAUGGACACCGAACAAGUGCGUCGACUCGAUAAAGAAAUGGCAGCAGCUGUUGAUGCAAUGAAAAGUCCCGAAAAAGAAGAGAAACAAGAGAAACCAUCGCAUAUUAAAACAAAAAAACCAAGAGUGUUUGGAGGAAAGAAAAAAGAUGAGACGCCAGUUUCAACACCCGAGACAUCGCCAAUUAUUCAUAAACCAUUGCAAACGACAAAUCAAGUGAAAGCAAAUUUAAUAAAUGCAAAUAUGAUUAAAGGCGAUAUGAUAUUAACAAAACCAGGCGAAGGAAGAAAUCAAAAUCAAAAAAUUAUUUUCGUUCAAAAGCAAAUUUUAAUGAAAUCAAAUGAAAUGAAACAACUCGAUGUUAAAAAAUCCCCUCUUAUUUUACCAAAAACUAAAAAUCUUGCACAAACACCGACAAGUUCGAAAAUAACCACAAAAGAUGGAAAAUUAGUAUCGAUACCUAUGUUACCGAAAUCAAUUGUACACAAUUCGCCGGGAAAUCAGCCAAAAAUUGUUACACUCGGUCAAUUGCAUGCUCAAGAACCAGUUCAAUUAUUACAAUCAAGUCCUGUUCAACAACCACCACAACAACAGCAGCAGCAACAACAACAACAACAACAAAUAAUUAAUUCUAAUCAAAAAAUACAAAUUUUCACAUCGCCUAUUAAAGUGAAACCUGUUGAAGUUAAAAAAGAGAAGAAAAAGUCUGAAAAUCUUCAGGAGUCGGUAUUGAAGAGUAAUGAAGAAAUGAAAAUUGCUGAAAUUGGAAAAUCGACGGAUGUCAAAGGAACGCCUGAAGUUGUGAAAAAGCAUCAUCAUCAUCAUCAAAAGAAGGAUCAUCGAAAAUCGCCGGCAACACUUGCUAAUGCAUUGGGUCCAGCAUUAUUUUCCACGCCUGAUAUUAUUCGUCGUGUUAGUGUUGGAAAUGAAACGGGAAAAUGUGCGGAAAAUUCUCCAACAACUCCAGUAACUCCAACUUCAAGUUCACCAGUUUUUAAUCAACAAUCAACAGUAACAACUCCUUCGAUAACUUCUGUUAAAAAUACAGAAAUUAUUCCACCAAAAACAUUACAAAUUUCUUCUUCUACUUCUUCUCCGCCUGUUGCGGUAGAAUCAAUUAUUACACCGAAUGCCACUGAAACAAUUAAUCAAUCACAACUUCCAUUGAAUUCUGAACCUGAGACGAUAAAUUCACCGACUAAAUUAAAUGUGAGCUCAUUAAAUCAACAAUCUUCUUUGGAGGAGGAAUCCAUGGAUAUUGACAAUAAUGAAAAUAAUAGUCAAGGCGAUGUAUUACCUACAAAAGAAACGAAAAUCCCUGUUAAAGUUCCUCUGGCUGAGGAAUUACAAUCAUCAUUAGAUCCUGUUCCAACCGAGGGAGUUUCCCAACGAAUGGAACAACCCAAUGUUCCAAAUGAUAUUGUUCCUAAACAAAGUGGAAUUGAAGGAGAGGAACAUCUUCUUGCCACAUUGGAAAUGGAAGCAACAAAACAUGAAGAUGAUUUAUUAGCUGAAGCUUUAUUACUUCAAGAGGAACUCGGUGUUGAUUUGGCUUCUGGACUCGACCAGUCAGCAGAUUCUGAACCUCUCUUGUCACCGUCAGCGUUCUCAUCUGUUUUAUCACCAAAACAACAGGCUGAAGUAAAGCCAACACAAACAUCAACAGUCGUCGAACCUUUUAAAGUGACUUCGCAACAUGAGCAACAGAAAAGAAAAGAGGAAAAGGAACCAAUUCAAAUAAUACGUGGUGGACGUAUUAUAACUUUACCUCCCAUUGAAGCUCCAGCAACGCGUAGCAAAAAAUUACAAGCCAUGAAUGAUAAGCCCCCUCAACAAAAGGAAAUUGUUGUAAAAGAAGAGAAAAAGCCAAGUCGAUCAAGUGUAAAUGAAUUAAUUCCUAAAGAAGAUAUGGAAUUAGAUGAUGAAUUUGAGGACGAAAGCGGUAAUUCUGAUUCUGAAGAUGAUCCCGAUCGAUUGUGGUGUAUAUGUAAAAGGCCACACAAUAAUCGAUUUAUGAUUUGUUGCGAUGUUUGCGAAGAUUGGUUUCAUGGCAAAUGCGUUAACGUCAGCAAAGCUAUGGGACAACAAAUGGAGGAACAAGGUGUUGAAUGGGUGUGUCCAAAUUGUUCAAAAAAGAAAACUGAAGAAACAAAAGGAAAACAUGCUUCGCCAGUGAUUUCGAAACGUAAAUCAACUGAAGCUCUUUUCCAAACAUUAGAUGGCAAGUCCAGUGGAUUGUCUAGUAGUAGUAGCAGCAGCAGUAAAAAGGUGACGCCUGUCAUUACCGAAGGUCCUUCUACUGAAAAGACAGCUCAAGGUUCUGGAAUAACACAGUGUGUUGUUUGUAAGAAGGAAGCAAGAAAUUCCAGCAUUUAUUGUUCUGAUAAUUGUAUUUUGGCUCACGCUCAAGAAACAUGCACCAAAGAUAAACCGGCUUCAACACCGUCGCCAAAAGCGUCGAAACAAGAUUUUCUUAAAGGCAAACUCGAUGCUCGAGUUAUGGUUUUUGAUAGAAAAACAGGCAAAGUUCUUUCGGGUGCUGGUGCUCCGACAGCAGGAAAUCUCAAAAACUGGCUAAGGGAAAAUCCAUCUUACGAAAUUGUAAGGCCAAAUAAUUUGAAUACUUUCAAAAUUGCUGGAAAAACAGUUACAGCUAUUCAAACUCAAGAAUCGUCUAAACAGCUUAAAGUUUCGCCUGUGAGACGUGAAAAAAUGCAGUUACAUCCAAAGAUGAUUUUUGCUAAAGUGCCAGGUUCAAAGCAAACAAUUUUAGCUGCCAGUUCAAAGAAAACAGUUCUUGUUCCUGCUGAAAGUAUUGCAACAAUAAAAAUUAAAGUACCACCGCCGCAAAAAGUGCCUAUUUUAAGGCAAACAGUACUAAAGACCCCACCAUCACAACCACCACAACCAUCAUCGUCAUCAUCUGUGAAAAUACAAUUGUCAACGCCUAAACAAAUAAAACGACAGGAACCAAAAACGCCAACACAAGUCAGACAACAACCAAUAAAAUCACCAUUAAUUGCCAAGAAACCCGAAACAGAACCAAUUCGAGUUGCUGUUAGGAAAACAAUGUCAGAUGCAUUAAUUGCUCGAAUAAAAGCUACAGAUGAUUUAAAAUUAACACAAGAUGAAGUCAAAGAACUCACACUUAAUAUUGAACUUGAAUUAUAUAAAUAUUUCAAAGACACUGGUGCCAAAUAUAAAGCAAAAUAUCGAAGUCUCGUUUUCAAUAUAAAGGACACAAAAAAUUUGACACUCUUUAGAAAAAUUGCCGACAGAUCAUUAACACCUGAUGCAGUUGUGAGAUUAAGUCCUGAAGAAAUGGCAAGUCAAGAAUUAGCCGAAUGGCGUGAAAAAGAAACAAAACAUCAACUUGAUAUGAUUAAGAAAAAUGAAUUAGAUCUUAUGGCACAAGCAAAAUCAAUAGUCGUUAAAACUCAUAAAGGCGAAUUAGUUAUUGAAAAUGAUCGUGCUAGUGAUAAUGUCGAUUCAAAAUCGUCUGUUCACGAUAUUGUCACAGCUUUGAAUAGUGAAAAUAAUAUUGAUUCAACGGAAAUUAAUAAAAAAGAAGAUGAUUUAAAAAAAUUGAAAUUCGAUGAUAAAAAAGACAAGGAGAAAUAUCGUUCGCGUGAUCGUGAAAAGGGAAAGAAACGUGAUAGAAGUAAAAAUCGUCAUCGUCAUAGUCGUGAGCGUGAACGUAGUAAAGAUCGAAAAUCAGGCAAGAAUAAGGAUAAUAAAAAAGAAAAAGAUCGCGAAAGAGAAAAGGGACGAGAUCGUGAUAAGGAGAAGAAACAUAAAAAAAGUAAAAGUAAGAGUCACAAGAGUCAUAAGGAAUAUAAUAAAGAAAAGGAGAAAAUUCAAGAGGAGAUAAAGAAGGAAGAGAAGAAAGAAUUAACACCACCGAGAAUGGAACCACCAAUUGAAGAUCGUCUUUGGCGUCAUAUUGACGAUGAUACAACGACAAUUGGUUUUGUUAAUUUGGACACAAAUGAUUCUGAUUUAUCCGAUCGUGAGCCAAGUUCAACAGUGAAUAUUAAAACACCCGAUAUUAAUGAAGAUUUCGAGAGGGAAAAGGAAGUGGAACCUGAGGAAGAAAGAACUUCACAACAAACAGUGUGGAGUGGUUUUGUUUGUAUGCCUGAUGUGGCGAAAUUUUACAUAACCGCACAAGAAGUUAGUGGUAAUUCACGUGAUCUUAUGGAAGAUUUACCAAAUACCGUUGAUGUUGUGGGGAGAAUUGGUCACGAUACAGUUUGGGAUUAUAUUUCAAAAAUGAAAAAAAAUGGAUCAAAAGAAAUUCUUGUUAUUCGACUGACUGCCGCUAAUGAUGAAGAGAAAAUUCCCUAUAUUACACUUUAUAGUUAUUUAAAUAGUCGAAGUCGUUUGGGUGUCGUUGGCAAUGUUUCAAAAAGUAUCAAGGAUUUCUAUAUAAUGCCAUUCUCGAAUUUCAGUAAAGUACCAAGUGUUUUGCUACCAUUAAAAGGACACGGAUUUGAGGAAGAACAACUUCUUUUGGGAAUUAUUGUUCGCAAUAAACGAAAGCGUAUCGCAUCAUCGGCUCCUCUACUUCCUGCAAUGCCGACAAAAAUUAUUAAAAAAGAUUCCGAUCGCAGUUACACACCACCGCCGCCUCUUGUUCAUCUCUCGCCAAAGGAUAAAAAUCCCUCGCCACCAACUUCACCGCGAUUACAUCACAAGGGUAUUACCGAUUCAUUACCUGAGAGUAAACACAUCACACAGCAUACACUCGAAACUUUAAAUAAGGCACAAAUUGGUAUGUCAAGAACAAUUCUUGAUAGUGCAACAAUUUCGAAAAUUGUACCUGAAUUAUCGUCGAGAAUUGAUUUGACAUCAAAACCACAAGAUGAAGAUGAUGAUGAGCCAUAUAGUCCAGGUGAAAUGGAUGAAGAUCUUGAUAAUAAUGAUGAUAUUGUUGAUGAUGAUGACGAUGAUGGCGAUGAUGGUUCAAAAGAUAUGGAAACUGAAUUAUUAUCAACGAAUAAAGAUUCUAAUAGUGAAUUACAAAGGAAAAUGGAUGAAAUAAAUCGUCAAAUUGAAGAGCAAAAACAACAAAUUCAAAAUAUAAGCUCAUCGUUCCUUGGUGACGUGACAAAUACAUUGCCGGGUUUGGGCCUCGAUCCAGAAACAAAUGAAGGCGAUGACGCGUACAGUCCAUCGGACACACGUUCAUUCACGCCACCACCACAGGGUUUGAAAUUCACGCAACCAAUUUUGGAUAAAGUCUCGGACAUCACAAUUCCUCCGAAUCUACAGGAGAUUCUUGCAAACGUAAAACGUCAGGAAACCUCGAAAGUAGAUCCUUAUCUUCCGUCAAAGCCAAGUGCAUCAUUCCUCACGUCAGUAAACACUUCCAGAUCAACAAAAUCGGAAAAAUAUUCAACAUUCAGCAAGGGAACAACAUCGUCGUUAGCCAAAGAAAGUAAAACAACCAGCACCCUCAGCUCAAUGAGUGAAUUGGAUUUAAUUAAAAAAGCAGCUGAACAAUUGGCUGCCGAGACAUUGCCAUCGACAACACCGCCUUUGGUAUUGCCACCAUCACUCUAUCCAACAAUUGUUCCACCUCCAACACCGGUGAUGCCACCACCUUUACCACCGCCUCCACCUGCUGCAACAACAAUUCCAAUCAUUCCAUCGUUGCCGGCAAUUCCAAUUGUUUCAUCGAUUCCACUUGUUGCGACAAAUCAAAUUUCACCAAUUGCAUCAACAACAUCAAUUAUUGAUACAACAACAACGACAUCAGACGUGGCUGAUAAUAAGACGAUAAAUUAUCCAAUAAGCGAUUCAUUGCUAAUGAAAACAAAUCUUGCUUCCAAUCAACCACGACCACCUGGUCUUGAAGAUGAUGAAAUCCCAAGUUUUUUAACAACACCGGCAAAGAAACCCGAGAGCCCUUCCAAAAUUGCGCUUCCUACUAAAUUCAUACCCAAAAGUGGUGUUGUGUUAAGUGUUAAACGAAAACUAAACGAUAACGAUUCAACGCCUUCCAAAACUCCAAGGACAAAAUCAUCAAGGUGGGGACAACCACCACCAUCGGAGUAGACAUUUUUCUUUUCUUUAUUCAAUUAUUGCCUUUUUCCAGGACAUACAAUUAUUAUUUUUAUUAUUGUGUGUGUGAAUCAAAAUCCAUGAGAGUUGCGAGUACAAUAGAUUUUAUUUCUCGUAUACUUUAGAGAAAGAAAAAAAAUAGCUCGGUGUCCUGGAUGCUGACGUGACAAAUUUUUCCAAAAAUAGUGUCUUUUUUUCGAAUUAAACACUUUAGAGACUUUUUAUUAAAUUGAAAAAGAAAUUUUUUUAAAUGUUUCCGACGAACAUUUCUUUUUCAAAUUAAACAUAGAUCAGAUUUUUUAAAGCCUAUUGGGCUGUUUUAAUUAUUAUUUUUUUAUUUUUUCAAGAGCAAAACAAAAAAUCCUAUUCCAAAAUUUUCUACAUCGUAUGCUUUUUUAAAAAAUAGAAUUUAAUUUCUUACACUUCCUCUUUCUUUUUUUACUACCUACAUGUAAAUUCAAAUUAGAGAUUGUGUAUUUUAUUUAAUAAUAAUUAUAAUAUUAAAUAGAAAAAAAUGAAGUAAAUAAGCAACGAAAGUGGAGAUUUUGGAAAAUUUUGCUUAAAAAAUAAUAAAUCCGAUCUUUUUUGAAUAAGGUUUACAAGUAGAACCUGAAAAAAAUUGAUUUCAAAAUUCAAAUGACUUUUUUUUCUUGUUAUAUUUUAUAUUCGGCAUUGUUCGAUAUUCUGAAGUCGAAAUUACAGGAAAAGAUUUUUAACUUUUCAUAUUUAAAAAGAAAUUUAUUAUUAAUAAUCAAAAAAAAAGUAAAAAUCCAUAAAAUACACAGAUUAAUUAAUUUAUUAUUAAAAAAAAAUUCAUUAAUAAAAAUUAAUUGAUUAAAAAAAAUUCAAAGGGCAAAUUUCAAUACACGGAAAUGUAUUUAAUUUGCGAAAAAAAUGUAAUUUGUUGCAAAAAUUGAAGAAAUGCGAUUAAUACUAAAAAUAUAUUAUCCGUGCUUUAUAAUUAUAGUGAUAAAAAGUUUAAUUUCAAAAAAAAUAUUUUUUUUAAAUUAGAUAUCAAUAAGGCUUGUAAAAUGUAGAAUUUUUCGUCGUGUUUAAUUGUAACAGCAUCCAAGCACCUCUCUUAUGUAAAUACCAAAGUGAAAAAGAAAAAAAAUAUCGAAACACGCAGUACGAUUCUUAAUACCGUAUAUUAUAAUCACAAGCAAAAAAAAACAAAGAGAACAAAGAAAAGAAUGUAAAUAAUCUAAAUUAGGAGUGUAAAAUAUUUUACGAAAAUUUCGAAAGGGAGAGAGAAAGUUUAAAUCGAAAAAACGUUCACAGCAUCACACUCUCGUAUUGGCUGUGUAAAUAUCAAAAACAAAAAAGAACAAAAUAUUUCUAUGACAAUGUUUUGUUGAGAAUAAUAAAAAUGUGAUUAUGUCGAACGGUAAAUAGAGUAAACGGCGUGUCUAACAAAUGUUUCUUUUAUAUAUGUUUACUUAGCUUUUAAAUUUUGUUUUUCAUUUUUUUUUCUUUUUUUUUUGUUCAUUGACAAAUAUCAUAAAUUAGUUUAUUAGUGAAAGCUAGAAUGAUUUAAUAAGAAUUUUAGAAUCAAGCCGAAGCCAAAAAAUUCAUAUUUUUCAGAUUCUUUAAUAAUUAACAAAUAAAUUGUUUAACAUUUAAAAAAAUACAAUUUGCUGUAUGUUAAGUAAACGACGUGUAAGUUUAAAAAAUUGUGUAACUUAAUUUUUUUUUUUUUUUUUUUGUUAAGAAUGCUGACAAUUGAAAAAUUUUUACAUUAUUAUUUUUCUUUUAUUUUUUUUUUCUCUAAUUGGGAAAAUUAAUUUCUCACAAAAAACAUUUAAUUAAGCUUCUUUUUUUUUAAAUAAUGUGAAGAGUAAAAUUGUUUUCAAUUUUUAGCAUUCAUUUUUUUGCGAACAUUCUCGCGUGUAAAAAUCUUACCUUUAUAAAGUUCGCUAAAACAUAUUUUUCCCCCUAAGUGGAGAAAAAAAAUUCACUUUUUGGUUUUGGCACGAAACUGUUGAAUGUGUUCCAUAUUGUAUGAAUGAUUAGAAUUGUGUAAAUUUCAUUUAUAUAUAGAAUAGUUAUUGUGUAAACACUAUUGCAAUUCUAUAAAUUUCCAGAUAAAAAAGCCA
Molecule: messenger RNA, 9288 nt
Organism: Leptopilina boulardi
Lineage: Eukaryota; Metazoa; Arthropoda; Insecta; Hymenoptera; Figitidae
Gene: pps
Product: death-inducer obliterator 1
Exons: 16
Coding region: 185-7186 (2333 amino acids)
Biological process (GO): DNA-templated transcription
Cellular component (GO): nucleus
Molecular function (GO): protein binding
Source: RefSeq, a predicted model, not a curated record